CUCAAGUGUUUACUGUCAAGUGAACUGUGCAAAUGAGUCCAGACAGGUAAAAAUGAAGAUUGUUACUUGGAAUAUCAACGGUAUACGGACAUUUAAGAAUGCAGUCAAGAAAACAUUGGAUUCAUUUGAUGCUGAAAUUAUUUGUGUCCAAGAAACAAAAGUUACAAGGGACCUACUUGAUGAAAAAACAGCAGUUGUAGAAGGGUAUAACUCCUACUUCAGCUUCAGUAGAGGACGCAGUGGUUACUCAGGGGUGGCAACCUUUUGCAAGGACAGUGCCACUCCGUUUGCUGCAGAAGAAGGAUUGACAGGCCUCUUGACCAACAAUGGGGAAGCGGUUGGGUGCUAUGGUGACCAGAAAGAGUUCUCCACUGAGGAGCUGCAGUUGCUCGACAAUGAGGGGAGAGCUGUCAUUACACAACAUCAAAUUAGGGGUCCAGAUGGACCACAGACACUGGCGGUUGUGAAUGUGUACUGUCCCCGGGCUGACCCAGAGAAGCCUGAGCGCAAACUCUUCAAGCUGCAGUUCUACCAGCUGCUGCAGGCGCGGGCUGAAGCACUGCUGGCAUCUGGGUGCCAUGUGAUUGUUUUGGGCGAUAUCAAUACUUCCCACCGGCCCAUAGACCAUUGUGAUCCUGAUGACAUUGACAAUUUUGAGGACAACCCUGGCAGGAAGUGGCUCAACGGUUUCCUGUUUGGGGUCACAGAGGAGGAACAGGACGUCGAGCCAGACCAUGAUCCCGACUCCUCCAGGAAGGAGGCCGUGUGCGGCGGGAAGUUUGUGGACACAUUCCGCUUCUUCCACCCCUCCCGUCCGCAGGCCUUCACCUGCUGGAACACGCUCACGGGAGCGCGGCAGACCAACUACGGCACGCGCAUCGACUACAUCUUCGGCAGCCGUGCCCUGGUGGAGACACACUUCGUAGGAGUGGACAUCAUGCCCGAGGUGGAGGGAUCGGACCACUGCCCUGUCUGGGGGCACUUGGGUUGCGAGCUUGUGCCCAGUGCCCGCUGUCCUCCUUUCUGCACGCGCUACUUGCCCGAGUUUGCCGGCAAGCAGCAGAAGCUCUCCCGCUUCCUGGUCAAGAUGGCCGACCAGAAACCAAACGCGGUUGAGUGCAAAGAAGCCAAAGACACAGCUCUUCCUGGCUCCCAGGAAACAGAGGAGAUCCGAGAGAACCUGCGCCCCCUCGGUUUGGGGGCCAGUGCCGGGAGGAAACGGGGGGCUGAUGGGAUAGUAGAGUCCUCCGUGCCAAAGGGAAAGAAGAGCAAAGUGGCAAAGGCAGCACCAGCAAAACCUCAGGGAAGCCUUCUGGCCUUCUUCAAACCUAAAGGGCCUACUGCAGAGCACAAACCAAAGACCUCCGCUGAGCUCACAGAUCGGGCUACUGCAGAAAACCUCAACAGCUCAGCCAACGGACAUGCAGGGAGGAAUAAUGACUCCCCACUGGUGUCUGGACCUAAUAUGAAUAAUCCAAGUGGUAAGGGAGUUCCUGACCAGAGCCGACUGGUAGAGGUAAGGAGUCCGGAGCCAGAUGAGGGUGGAGCUGCACUUCCGGCAGAGGGCGGGGAUUCAAAAAAAGAGGCGUGUUUGCCUAGUUUCUGGAAAACAGUCCUACGAGGUCCACCGCAGCCACCUCCGUGCAAGGUCCACAACGAGCCCUGCGUCCUGCGCACCGUGAAGAAGGCGGGACCCAAUAUGGGCCGUCAGUUCUUUGUGUGCGCCAGACCACAAGGCCACGCCUCCAAUCCCCAAGCCAGGUGCAACUUCUUUGUUUGGGUGGACAAAGGGAAGUAGACGGGAAAUCCCAGACAUCCAUAACGACUACUGUUUACUGUCACACAAUCACACCAUACCUGUGCAGGAUGUUUUAAUAUUGCGAUACUGGAGCAAAUGAUCUCAGAUUGUUAUAUGAAAAGACCUCCCGUUAUGCUGUCAUUGAAAAUUCUGUACAGGUUCAUUGAUACUAGUCAGUUAUUCGUUUUAGCAACAGUUUGGUCACAUCAAGACUGUUUGAGAGCACUUAUGGUUUUAUUUGCAGCUAUUUCUAAUUUUUGUACAGUACUGUAAGUAAAGACCUUAAAAACAUAGAUUUGUUGACUAACCUACUAACUACUUUUUUAUCUUCCAGUCUUCAUAAAUGAUAAUAAAUGAAGUG
Sardina pilchardus (European sardine) is the source of this 2159-nucleotide messenger RNA. RefSeq names its product APEX nuclease (apurinic/apyrimidinic endonuclease) 2 (gene apex2). NCBI's taxonomy places the organism in Eukaryota, Metazoa, Chordata, Actinopteri, Clupeiformes, Clupeidae. The record is from RefSeq and is a predicted model, not a curated record. The transcript is spliced from 6 exons. Gene Ontology annotation, biological process: base-excision repair. Gene Ontology annotation, molecular function: phosphoric diester hydrolase activity; DNA-(apurinic or apyrimidinic site) endonuclease activity; double-stranded DNA 3'-5' DNA exonuclease activity. Gene Ontology annotation, cellular component: nucleus. Bases 53 to 1798 code for a protein of 581 amino acids.